Molecule: messenger RNA, 1476 nt
Organism: Eruca vesicaria subsp. sativa (arugula)
Lineage: Eukaryota; Viridiplantae; Streptophyta; Magnoliopsida; Brassicales; Brassicaceae
Source: the annotation of a GenBank genome assembly
CAAAACCGGAGUCGCUCGCUUUAUAUGUCGACAAACCGUCAAGUGGCGACACGACACGACGAGCACUACCUUUGAAGUUUCCGACAAAAACGAGUUUGAUAAAUUGAAAGACAAACGCGUAUUCUUCACCCAUUCCAUUGUCUUCUGUAUAUUUUCCACAGUUUAUGUGUUCUCUCUCUCUCUGUGGUUCAUAAUCAUAAACAUUAUUGCUUAAUUCUUCGUGGCAUCCUCUGUUUUAUUCUUUUGACUCUUAAAGUUUUAAUCCACACUGCUUGUAAGACUCGAUCUCUCUGCCUCAUUAUUCACCAAUGGUCUUUGGAUCGUUCUUCUCUUCUCUCAAGUUCUGGGGAAAUUCUCAGGAACAAGAACCACAGAGAGGGAGGAUGCAGGAGAUAGAUCUAAGCAUCCACACAAUAAGAAGCCACGGAGGCAGCGUGGCCACCAAACACAAACACGACUGGAUCAUACUAAUAAUCUUAGUCGCAAUCGAGAUCGGCUUACAACUCAUACCUCCUUUCUACAGAUACGUUGGUAAAGACAUGCUAACAGAUCUCAAAUACCCUUUCAACGACAACACCGUCCCCGUCUGGUCAGUACCAAUCUACGCUGUCCUCCUCCCUAUCAUAAUCUUCGUCUGCUUCUACAUGAAGAGAACAUGCGUGUACGAUCUCCACCACAGUAUUCUCGGUCUUCUCUUCACGGUUUUGAUUACUGGUAUCAUCACUGACUCCAUCAAGCUCGCAACGGGACGUCCUCGUCCCAACUUUUACUGGCGUUGCUUCCCUGAUGGUAAAGAGUUGUACGAUGCUUUGGGGGGUGUGAUAUGUCAUGGUAAAGACGGAGAGGUUAAAGAAGGUCAUAAAAGCUUUCCGAGUGGACACACGUCUUGGUCUUUCGCUGGACUUGGUUACUUGUCUCUCUACUUGUCUGGUAAAGUAAAGGCGUUUAAUAGAGAAGGGCAUGUGGCGAAGCUUUGUCUUGUGUUUGCUCCUUUGCUUGCUGCUUGUCUUGUGGGGAUAUCACGUGUGGAUGAUUAUUGGCAUCAUUGGCAAGAUGUGUUUGCUGGUGCUCUUAUUGGUUUGUUUGUGGCGGGUUUUUGUUACCGUCAGUUUUAUCCUAAUCCUUACCAUGAAGAAGGGUGGGGUCCUUAUGCUUAUUUUAGAGCGGCUCAGGAACGUGGACAAGCGCAGAAUGGGGAUGUGUUGAGGACUAUGUCUUUGCAGGUGGAAUCAACUUCUCUUGAAAACAUGGAAUCUGGUGCGAACUCCAUUCGAAGAUGAUUAGUUCUUCCUCUGCUUUCAGCAUUUGAUUCAUUAUUUGUUUUUUUUUGUCUUCAUUUUGGUCAUUUUUGAGAGUUUGUAGUUUAUUGAACCUCUACUUGUACUCUUUACAUUUGUAAGUAAAUCUACUCUUCUUGGUUUUUGGCAAAUUUUUUAGAAGAGUUAACAAGAUGACACAAUAUAUGAAGAAUCUCCG